AUGUGGCUCAACUUUUUGAUCAUGAUUUUAGAGGCUUGUGAUGUUAGAAUCAAUGAAUUAAACAUCUAUCCAACUUAAGGAGAGAAUUACAUACUUCCUAUGGAUACUAUAUUUAGUGGAAAGAACUUGUCCUAUUUUUGCUAGAACUGUCCUAACAAUCUCAUAGUCUAUAAUACUUUCGAAACUAUUGUUUCUAAAGACAAUUAUGGUAUCUAUAGAAAUUUAAUGAAGGCUUCACAUCUAAGUCAAUCUCAUCAAAUAAAACACAUUUUGCUGUUUUAACUAAAGAAUAAACUUUAAAUAUGUAUAAUUAUGAUCUAGAUUUGGUAUCAAAAUUGAAAUUAGUUGAAGAUUGGACAUAUUUCAAUGCAAUAUUUACAAUCAAUAAUAAAAUUUUGCUUGAUAGCUAUGAUCAGAAUGUAUUAUAAUUUCUUUUUUAAAAAUAAAAUUAGUUAAUUUUUAUAUAGAAGUUGACAUCAUCUAUUCCUACUAAAACCAAAAUGAGAUCUUUUGUUACUUAAUAGAAAGAGGCAUUAUUGUAUGCAUAAUUCUAUACAUAGUAUACAACUCUAACUCUAUUUAUAUGGGAUAAUGAUCAAUAUAAAAAUACUAGUAAAUGGUAGCAUCAAUUAGUAGAUUUUGAAAUAUCAGAUAAAGGAUUUAUCUAUAUAUUAGUACCUAAUAUGGGAAUUUAUCAAGUUGUAAUAGAUGUGGAAUUUAAAUUUGAUAUAUUAGCAAUACAUUAUUCAGUUUAGAACUUACUCACAAUAGCAAUUGGAACUAGUGUUAGUUUGAAUUCAUAAUGGGAUACAUUAAUAAUUACAAAUAAUGCUUAUUAUUCUUCUGUUUAAAAAUUUGUAGCAUGGGAAAAUUCUAUUAAUUUUUUUGGAGAUUUUAUUUUAACAUAUUUUGACUUUAAUCUAACCUCACUUUUACAAGUUUAAAUUAGUUAAUAUUUUUUAAUUAUUUAAUAAGAUAACUAUUUUACUGUGAAUUCAGCUGAAAUCAUAUAUUAAUCAUCAGAUAGUAAUUCAAUGCUUAAAUUUUCAAGACAUAAAAAUAAUAUUUCAUAAAUUUAUUCAUAUUUAGAUCCAAAAACAAACCGUUUUUAUGAAUUUAGUAAUAAAUUAACAAUUUCAACACUUCAAAAUCCAUAAUUAAGAGGAAUAUUUGAUCCUAAUAUUUUAAAUGGUACAUUUUCAAUAUCAGCAUUUGAAAUAUAAUUACCAUUUAUAAAUCGAUUUUGCAAAUCUCAAAUUACAUACAAUAUUUUGCCAAAGAAUGAUACAAAUAUUUAUAUGGUGUAUAAUGAAAAACUACCUAAAGUAAUAAUGUAAAAUUCUAUCGUAUAAUAUUCACUUGACAGUUUUUCAGGACCUCUAUAAAAAAUUAAUGCAAAUAUAUCUGAUCCUAAAUUAGGAGAAUUUACAGACUAAACCUUUGAAUUAUUAAAUAUAAAAAUUGAUAAAGAAUUUGACUUGGUCAAAUUAUAUUAUAUAAGUUAGCUUUCUCUAGAUGGAUUGCUUUUAAUAGGAGUAUAAGAGUUGACUUUAUAUAUUUAUGUUUGUUAAAGUAAUUAUACUUGCAUGUAAAUCUAUAAUAAUACCUUUAAUGAAAAGAUUCAUCAUAUAGAAAUUUCCUUUUAUUAUCUAUCAAAUUUUACUGUAGCUAUUGAUUAAGGAAGUUUUUAAAUAAUAAUAAUUUAAGCUAAUUACAAUCAAUAGUUAUUUUAAUAAAAUAUUGUUUAUUCAGAAUCAAUAGUUUGUUGUUAGCCAUAUGAAUAAUUUUUAUUAACUUAUAAAAAUUUAGUACUUUUGACUCCAGAUAAGAGAAUAAUAAUAUCAUCAUUUAAUUAAGAUUUUAUAUUUAAUUUAGAUGAAGAAAUAGUGAACCAACUUUUCUUUGAUCUAAUUGAAAAACGAUUAGAUUUUCAUCCAAAAUCAAUUACUUCAAAUUAAUAAAACUAAGCAUCUACUAUUUUUAUUAAUAAUAGAGAUUGUUUUCUAACAAUAGAUAUUUCAUAUAAUAAUAGUAUUAUUCCUAUAAGUAUUACAUUUGUUGAUUAUGAAAUUUAUUCAUUAAAUAUUGUAAAUGAAUAAAUAGUGAUUUCAAAUUUGGUCGAUGAUGAUAUACUUGAAUUUGAAGUAUAUAAAAUUUACAACAUAUACAAACCUGAAUUUUAGAAAUAGUUGCCAUAUUUAUAAAUUAAAAAAGGUACUCGAAUUUAUUCUGAUGAUGCUCAUCUAUAUGUUCUCUCUAAAGAUAAUUAUAUGGUAGUUUAUAGUCCUGCUCUACCUUACCACAAUUCUUUAUAUUAUAAAUUCAAAUUUUCUGGAAAUUAUUUUAGUUGCGUUGAUUUAAAUUAUACUUCAUUUGUUACAUUUUCUAAUUAAUACUAUUUAUUGCAUGUUGUAAUCACUGAAUAAUUUAUUAGCAACAAUGUUAUAAAUGCGACUUACAUUUCUGAAUUAAAUUAGAUAUUUGCUGUAACAUCUGCAUUAAAUUAUUAAUAAUAAUAUUUAUUUGAGGAUACAAUUUACAUUAUUAAUCCUCUUAUUGAUAUUCAAGUUGAUUAUAAGAAUUUAACAUAUCAAUUUCAAAAGGCAUAACAUUUUAGAAUUGAUUUAGAUUAAUUAUUUAAUUUUUAAAUUCUUUCAUAUUAAUUGUCAAUAAAUGCGGAAGACUAAAAAAAAUCAAGUAUGAUAUGUUAAUUAAACUAAUAUUUUUAAGGAUAAUAGAAUUAUAGUUUUCCAAAUUAUACAAUAAUAUUAAGUGCUAAUAAUGAAUUCUAUAUAUAAAAUAAUAUCUCAAUUAUAGAAUUAUCAUCAAGAAUAGAAGUAUAAUAUCUUUAUUAAUUCGAAAAAUGUUUAGCAUCUGCAUCUUAUAAAAAUUUUAUAUAUACUCUUUGUCUUAGUUCAUAAAUUACAUUCUUAAUUAAAUUUGAGAUUUAAGGAAAUAAUAUUACAUAACUUAUUGGAUAUAAUGCAUUACCAUUAUCUUGCCAAAUAAUAAGGAAAAUGAUUUAAUAUUAAAAUUUUACUUUUGUACUUGGUUAGAAUAUAAUUUCUAGUGAAUAUGAGUAUAUUUACAUAUACAAUCUCUAAGAUUUAAACAAUAUUACAUUCUAGAAUAUAUCUUGUAAAAAAGGUAUUGAGGAUUUUUCCAUUCAAUAUCUUUAUAACUCUACUCAAAGUUCAUAAAUUAUUGCUAUAUUUUUCAUUUGUGAUAAUUAAUUAUAUUAUAAGCUUGGAUAUUUAAAUUAGAUUGAUUAUACACUUAAUUUGGAUAGAGAUUAUUAGAAUGUAAUAUUCAAAGAUAAGAAACUAUUAUUAUUACAAUAAACAGCUAUGCUACAAAUAAUUCCCUUAGCUGUAAAAUAUAAUGAAAUCUUACUAGCUCUCACAACAACAAAUGCUACAACUUUUAUUUUCACAAUGACUUUCAGCAAAGAGUUAUAUGUAAAAAAUUAAUUACAAAUAUAAACUAUUGUCUAAACUAUUCCUCCAUAUGGAAAUUAUACUUAAUAAUACUUUGGUUUAGCAACUAAAGGUAUAUUAUUGUUACUAUUUGCUUCUGAAAAUGAACGUGUUUUUGCUGUCUAUAAUUAUACUAUGAUUUAAAGCAAUAUUAGAUAACCUUUAAUGAUGAUAGGAGGAUUAAAUUAAUCACUACCUAAUCCUAAUGGAGUUGCAAUCUCUAUAAUAUCUAAUCAAUUAGGAGGCUAAAUAGUGGAUUUGACAAAUGGACAAAUAAAUAUAUAUAAUUUUAGCACUUCUAACUAUUUAUCUUGCUAAUCUUCUUAAGUAGCUCAUAGUGAUUAAUAUUAUUCAUUGAGGAUAUCCAAUUCUUUUAGUUCAGAUACUAUUGAAUUAAUUUUCCGAUAUAAAAAAGAAGGUCCAACUUAUUGGAUAUAUAUCCUUUUAGCUUUGGUAAUACUAAGUGUACUAAGCUUUUUCUAUGUAUAUAGAUAAAAAAUGAAAAAUCAUAAGUAUUUUGAGGAGGAAGGAGAAUUAACUGAUGAGUUUGAGCUUUGA
This is a messenger RNA of Paramecium pentaurelia, 4034 nucleotides long. NCBI's taxonomy places the organism in Eukaryota, Ciliophora, Oligohymenophorea, Peniculida, Parameciidae. The record is from the annotation of a GenBank genome assembly.